UGGUUUGCAUAAGCCUGUGUUGAGAUGCCACACUGAAGCUCCUCGCACAGAAGGGAGAUCAACUGGAAAAAAUCAGUGUUAACAGCAGCUCUCCUCUGUGAGGAACAGGGUAGUAGCAGGAGCGGGCAAGGGAGGAGGGAGCGAGAGAGAGAGAGAGAGAGAGAGAGAGGGAAAGAGAGAGACUUUUGCACAGAGACCCAGCCACAGCCUCUAUUGUAGGUAAGCAGGCAAGGGAAGGCGUUUUAGGAGCGGAAUUUAAACCCACAGGCGCAACACUGGUCACUGCUGUGGAGACCCCCGAAAUCGGCGGACAAGGCAAUAUGGAGGAGGAUAUGGAUGAAGGGCAGACCCAGAAGGGAUGUAUGGAGUGUUGUCUGAAGUGUCUAGGCGGCAUCCCUUAUCCAUCACUGAUUGCCACUAUCCUGCUGUAUGCUGGAGUGGCACUCUUCUGUGGAUGUGGUCAUGAGGCUCUGUCUGGAACGGUCACCAUACUCCAGAAUUACUUUGAGGUGAUCAGGGCACCAGAUGCUCUGGAUGUCUUUACAAUCAUUGACAUUAUAAAGUAUGUGAUCUACGGUAUUGCCUCUGCGUUCUUCGUGUAUGGCAUUCUUCUGAUGGUAGAAGGCUUCUUCACCAGUGGAGCCAUCAAGGAUCUGUAUGGAGACUUCAAGAUCACCACCUGUGGACGUUGCGUCAGUGCAUGGUUCAUCAUGCUGACCUACAUCUUCAUGUUGGCUUGGCUGGGUGUGACAGCAUUCACCUCUUUGCCUGUCUUCAUGUAUUUCAACAUCUGGACCAUCUGCCAAAACACGACUGCCCUAGCGGGAGCAAGUUUAUGCUUUGACCCACGCCAGUAUGGUGUCGUGCCCAUUGCAGAGGCGAAGUCUCUAUGUGCAGGAUCAGAUAAGUUCUCUGAAAUGUGUCAAUCGAAUGAGCUGGAUAUGACUUUCCAUCUGUUUGUCUGUGCACUGGCUGGGGCUGGAGCAGCGGUCAUUGCAAUGAUCCACUAUCUGAUGGUCCUGUCUGCCAACUGGGCCUAUGUGAAGGAUGCUUGCAAAAUGCAGAAAUAUGAGGACUGCAAGUCCAAGGAGGAGCAGGAGCUGCAUGACAUCCACUCCACGCGUUCCAAGGAGAGGCUCAAUGCCUACACAUAAGACAGGAAGCAGCAGCAGGGGCGAGAGGACCCUCAGUGCCUUCACUUCCUGUUAAAAGGAGUUUUGGCACUGGUGCAGUCCAGGUGGUGUGUCGUACGACCAACCCCAUGGCCAACCCAUUACCUCUCGCACAAACAUUAUUAUUAUUAUUAAUAUUAUUAUUAUUAUUAUUAUGUAGUGCUAGCAGUAGUGUUGUAAGUUUUUUCACAUUAUUUUUUUUUUCAAAAAUUGUGCAGGUUCUUUUUGCACCACAUUCUUAAUUUUUCUAUUAUAUUUCUCUUUUUAAAACUAAAUUUAGCAUUAAUACAUGAAUCAUUCUUAUGUAGAGGGUCGGUUUUUGGGGUUAAAAAAGCACAUUUUUCAUGUGUGUUUGUCUCUUAUGGUCUCAUUAUCAAGGACUUACAGCAUGACAACAUUUUGGUAAAACUAAAUAAUUCUCUCUUUCUCCCUCUCUUUCUCUCCUUCUUUUUUAAUCGUUAGGAGGUAUAAAGCCCGACACCAGCAGAAGGCGUGCUCAUUCUGCAUUAUUUUGGUAAAAGAAAACUCAAAACUGAGAAAGAAAGACAAAAAAGAAAAUUAAGCUAUAACAGGUGUACCAUAAAGUGUUUAUUUAUUAUUUUUCUACAAAUGUCAUUAUCAAGAUGAAUACAUAAUGGUUAUUAUUUGCUUGCCGUGCUAGUUCAGUUUUCAGGUAGUCCUUUGUGUGCCAGUGGGUGGCAUUGUAACUUCUCUGAGGGGGAGAGGAACGGGGCUACUUGUGACCACUUUGCAGUGGGUGUAAAAUCUACCAGACUCCCUCUUCGAUAACAAUGCAACUCUCCCUUUACUGGCAGCAAGCUACAUAUGCACAAGCCUACAGCAUUAUGACCCCCACUUUUUUAUUUUCCUAUAGAUACAGAUGUAGACACAUAUGACAGGGUUUUAAUUUGACUAUUUUUAUUUUCGACUUUUGUAUAUAGUCAUUCUGUAAAUGUAUGUACUGUACGUUAGCACUUAAACUUCAGGUGAAUUCGUAUUAGAUCGACAAAACACAUUCCAUGACAGGAUAGGGAGAGGGAGGGUAUUCUUUUUUAAAUCUAUUCGGAAAAAAAGCAGAGAAGAAGCUAAAUCCAGGCGACACAGUAAUAUUGUUUUUUGUGACAGAUCACAUAUUUUAGCGGGUUUUCUUUUCAAUGGGGAAUAAAACGAUGAAAACAACUUUUUAAAGAGCUUAUAAUAUUAUCUGGAUGACAGUAAAGUUACUUGUUGUCUUGCUAACAAGUCAUUAUUAUAUUGGACAAUGGAGAUGUCUUAUUCUUUUACUGCCUGGCAAGUCAUGUUCCGUCAGUGUGAUUCUAAGAGUUUCGUGCACUUAUUUGACCAUUUUGUGAGCUCUUUCUCUGUGUAAGUGCAUUGGGAUAUCUACUGCAGAGUCAGAUCCCUGUAAUGUUAGGUAAAGACUGUGUGAACCUAAGUGUUAUUUGUGGCAUGGUCAUGCAUUCAAUUGUAAUCGUUUUUACUGGAUCACAAAAUAAUAACGAUAUUGGAAAAAAAUCAAAAUGAAAAAAAAUAUAUACAAUUUCAGUUCACCUUUUCUAUGAGUUUGUUAUAUGCGACUGUCUUGCUGGGUCAUCCCCUUCUUCAUAAUGUGCAGUAAUUUGAAUCCUAUGCCGAAAACAUUACGCUGAAACUCCUUCUCUUUGAUGGUAGUGCUUGAUUUGUGCCUGUUUACGUGGUGAUCUCUCUAACUCCCUCUGAGUCUUACUCUCACCCUUCUAUUACUAUUGCUUGUUGAACCCACUUAAUGCUUUCUCUGAACCCUCAGCUCUCUCUCUUUCUCUCUUUAUAUCUCUCUCACUCUCUCUGUCCCAGUAUUAGUCUUUUUGUACUCUCACUAAAGAAUGCUUAGUAGCAAGCUGUACCAUUCAUUUGUUUUGUACAUACGUAAAUGUGCCAACCGCUUGACAGUGGCUUUUCUGAUCUGUAGGGACAAAGUGCUUGCAUAAAUAAACUACACUGGUGUACUUGUUAAUAAAUACUUUAUGGUGGUCA
Molecule: messenger RNA, 3185 nt
Organism: Triplophysa rosa
Lineage: Eukaryota; Metazoa; Chordata; Actinopteri; Cypriniformes; Nemacheilidae
Gene: gpm6aa
Product: glycoprotein M6Aa
Exons: 7
Coding region: 321-1154 (277 amino acids)
Biological process (GO): neuron projection development
Cellular component (GO): neuronal cell body; axonal growth cone; plasma membrane
Source: RefSeq, a predicted model, not a curated record